AUGAUUUAUUCUAGCAAGAAAAACAACUCGUAAGCACUAUGCAGCAACUGCUAUUACUAUCACUCUGUGUCUAUAUCUAAGUGCAUUUAACGAGUUAUAUAUAUAAUAUUAAUUAUUAUUUACCCGAAAUAACAACAAGCCAUUUGAUGUGUUUAGAAAUUGUAGAUUUAUAAAUAUAAAAUGUCCUCGCACUGGACUAACGAAAAUGCAAUUCUGAGGGAUUUAUCCGUGGCACAGGGACGUGAAGUCCCUGCUGAAAUCGUUAAUCCAGUGGGUUCCAAUGAAAAACCACCCGCUCUCAAUUAUACGGAAGAAACAGAAGAAGAGUAUUUUACUGGCUGUGUUGGCAGUGGUGACUUUGAAACCGGACCUGAUAUUCAACUUAUUCAGCAUAUGCUAAACUUGGUGAGAGAAGUUAGCGUAACAGAUAUUGAAGAUAAGGGAACUGAUCAUACAAAAACAAUAGUAGAAAUUACCAAAUCAAAUCCUAACGUUUCUCAAGGAACAAGUGCUGGACUGGAAUCAAUAUUGAAAAGUGAUGUAAAAAAAAAUAUAAAAAAACCAAAAAAGAAAAGGAAUGUUGCUGUUGCUUCACUCAUUGAAAAAUAUGGAGAUAAUAUGUAUACUAAUGAAGACAAUAUUGAAAUACAAGUGCCUAGCACGAAACUUUUGAAACCGGAUGAUUUUAUACCUGAUCUUAAAGACAUUUCAACCGAAUGUAGCAGCAAUAGUGAAUCAGUUUACAAAACAAUCCCAAUGAUUCAAUCAACCACUUCAAUGUUUAAGAAGAAAUCUCCAAAUAGAAAGAGUCUGGGUAACACAAGCACAUAUCAGAAAGAAGGUCAUUCAUCAAUGUCUAUGACAACUGAAAAUGACAUUUCGUUAGAUAAAUAUAAACCAGGAAAUUUCGUUCCAUCUUCACAUGCUGGGGAACGCUAUAAAGAAUACUUAGAAAGAAGUAAAUUAAAGGAAAUUGUCAAGGAAGAUGUAUGGACCAAAGCUGAGCGGCUAAUGAAGGACAUUGACUCUAAAAGAAAACAGGAGUGCUUUGAUGUUGAAUCUCCUACAACUAGUUCCCAGGAUGUGCAUAGCUUAGAGGCAAAAGGUAUGGAUUUUGUACGUCUUCCACAACAUCGCCAUCUCUUGACUGGAGAUUGUACAGUUUGUAAGGUUCUAUGCACACAUAACAAGGAACAACUGAAAGACAUACACGAUGAAUGAAAAUAACUUUAGAACAUCUUCUAUAUGAUUUUACUUUUUUAAUAAGAUGUUAAUGACCAAUUUCUAUAUAUAUAUAUAUGACGUUAUAUCAUGGGUUGGAGCGUGGAAUUCAGUAACAGCCUGUUAAUGCCCCACUGCUGGGCUGCCUCAUCUCCCUUUUUGGGGAGAAGGGUUAGAGCUUAUUCCACCACGCUGCUCCAAUACGUGUUGGUAGAAUACACAUGUGACAUAAUUUCAAUUAAAUUAGACACAUGCAGGUUUCCUCACAAUGUUUUCCUUUACCGUGAAACUCGAGAUGAAUUAUAACCACAAAUUAAGCACAUGAAAAUUCAGUGGUGUUUACCCGGGUUUGAACCCACGUUCAUCGGUUAAGAUUCUCGCGUUCUAAUCACUAGGCCAUCUCGGCUUAUCGUCGUACGUGUAAUGACGUAGGUACGUCAUGAGGUGAAUUCGACUUUGAGCAAAUCGUGGAGUUCUAGAUAACCUAAUUCGAUUUAAAAAAAAUUUGAUUGAUAAUGAUUUUUUUAAAUCCAUUUGUGAGUAAAAACAUUAUUAAUAUUUAAAAGCUAGUUCUUGUUAUCCAAAGAAAUAUUACGUUAAAUAUAUAUUUGUAACAUUUUAAAAAUUCAGUAUCUCUCAUAAAUAAAUCUUACUUUGUUUGGUGAUGAUGUCCACCUGACUGAUUUUGGAGAUUCCCAAGAGAGAUUAGACUGCGCAGGACAUACAGACUCCGGGCUACUAUUGAGAAUUUUUCUAUAGAAAAUUCCAAUAAUAUUUUAUCGGCCCGACCUAGGAUUUGAAUCUAAGACUUCAGGAUCUACGGCCUUAUCGUAAGCCAUUAAACUAAUUAAAUAUAUUUUUUAAUGUGCCUUUAAGUAUUGUUAAUACCAAACGUGCUUAAGAAUCAGUGUUUACAGUUAAACUGUUAAUACAUUUUGGAAGAUAAUGUGAUCAAUGGAAAUAAGUCAUUUUUACUUUAGAAAAUGAUCGUUAUAAUCCUAUUAAUGUUAUUUAUUUAAAAAAUAAAAUUCUUAUAUCUCAUAAUGUAAAAGUAUUAUAUAAGUUAUAUAUGUUCUUAAAAUUGCGUAUCAAUAUGUCAAACGUAAGUGAUUUUUGUUCCUAUGAGUUCAUAUAUAGAUGAGUUUGAAAAAGUCGUAAGUAUCUAUAUAAAGUUUAUUGUAAGGCUAGCUGCUCCGUGCAGUUUCAUCCGCGUUAAACGUUACAUCUCAGCCCCCGUGGGUCGAAGCGUGAUGUUAUAUAAAUUACUUUUUCAAGAAUUCAACUAUCGAAUGCAAAAAGUUUCAUUUAAAUCGGACUAGUAGAUUCUGAGAUUAACGCGUUCAAACAAGUUCGCUGCAGCUGCAAAGAUAUAUAUGUAACCAAUAGUCGUUCACGUACAAUUCAUUUCACAGAUUAAAAAUAAAAUAUCAAGAUAUGUUAUUUUUAAUCUGUGAAAUGAAUUGUAUAUGUAAAAAUAACUUAGUUCGUGUAAUUUAUUUUUAAAUGGUUUUUUUUUUUAUUAUUAUGAUUAUAUUAUUUUUCUAGUAGAAUAAAUUUAUAAAAAAAUACCAGUGUAAAUUCAUAGUCGAGUGGAAGAUACACUAUGUGAGUCCUUUAGGAAACCGUCUUUGGGUCGAGAAUUAUGUACAUUAAGACACUCAUAAAACGCUAGUAUGGCUCUAAUACAGGUUAGCGAAGCUUAAAACCGGUGUCGCGGAUACUUUUGAAACAAAGCAAUAAAAAGGUGCCUUAGUCGUAAAAAUACGUUUAGUAAUGAUAAAAUAUAAACAAAUUAUACCGCAUUACAUAUGGCGGUUUAGCCAUUUUUAGUCAGAUAAUUUUUUUUUAAGUUUUAAUUUUAUAGAUACAUGUAUCAUUAUUGCAUGUUGUGUAUUAGGUGAUAAUUAUAAACAUUAUAGUGAGGAAUCAGUUGUGCUGUGUCUUCUUCUUUCGAAUGUCAAAUCAAUAAUGACAGAAAGAGAGAAAUAAGUAAGGAACGUUUAUAAGUGAGGCCGUUAACUUCUCAAGUAUACAUUGAAACUUUGUGAUAAAAUUGAAAAGGGUUUUUGGAAUGUGAUAUUUUACCAUUGGCUAGUGAUAUUAAUAUUUUGGUAACUAAAAAUUAAUAUAUUUUUUUUAUAUUAUUAAAUAAUAUGAAAUAUGUACAAGGUAACGUAAUUAGGCAUGAAAUGCAUACUUUUUAAGCUACUUUUUUAAUUGUUGGUAUGUCUUUUUUACAUUUAAGUAGAAUACGAUAACUAUUCAUGUAAGAAGUUUUAUAUUGUAAAAGGUUUACGUGUUAUUUGUUAUUAUUCAUAAUAAGUAAGUAGAUAGGCAAAUGGGCCACCUGAUUGUAUGUGGUCACCAACACCCAUAUACAUUGGCACUUAAAAAUAUUAACCAUUGCUUGCAUCGCCAAUGCGCCGCCGAUUUUAAGGAGUAAGAUGUUAUGACCCUUGUGCCUGUACUGGCUAACUCAGCAUUAAAACCGGCACACGAAAGUACUAUUGCUGUUUGGUAGAAUAUCUAAUGAGUGGAUGGUACCUAACCCUCAGGCUUGCACAAACAAUCCUACCGCCAAGUAAAAUUAUACAUAUCUAAUAUGGCUAAACCUACGUUUUAUGUUGUGGCAAUCCUACUUUAUAAUAUUUUGUUUAUUUUACGUAAAGUGUAUCUUGGUCUGUGAUCGUCGAAAUUUAUUUAAUAAAAUA
This is a messenger RNA of Nymphalis io (European peacock), 3932 nucleotides long. RefSeq lists its product as uncharacterized. NCBI's taxonomy places the organism in Eukaryota, Metazoa, Arthropoda, Insecta, Lepidoptera, Nymphalidae. The transcript is spliced from 5 exons. The record is from RefSeq and is a predicted model, not a curated record. The coding region runs from base 181 to 1221 and encodes 346 amino acids.